Messenger RNA from Athalia rosae (coleseed sawfly), 1066 nucleotides. RefSeq lists its product as uncharacterized. Lineage: Eukaryota; Metazoa; Arthropoda; Insecta; Hymenoptera; Athaliidae. Bases 1 to 636 code for a protein of 211 amino acids. The transcript is spliced from 2 exons. The record is from RefSeq and is a predicted model, not a curated record.
AUGACGGGAUCCUCGUCGUUUGAAGAGUUGCUGUGCCGGGAAACCUGUGAAACCUGUGCACUUUUCCGGGGGAGGGAAGAGGAUGUCGUCAUUCUUUCGCGGACCGGAUUUUUCUCCCUUCCACGAGGGAACGCUCCUCGAGUCCGGCAGACUACUGCUGUUGACCCACGGGGGACCGGUCCCUGUGUCCGGAGACUUCCCGUUGACCACCGAGGGACAUCAUCAACGAGUAAAACCCAGGGCAAGCUCCCUGAAGUCCCCCCGUACCUGCAGGAUCUCCUGCAGCGCACGUUGCAGAAUCUUGAGGAGCCGCAGAAGCGAAGAUUCACGGAGCAUCUACGAGAUUUUCGGGAAGCGUUCGCUAGCGGACCUGAGGUCGUCGGACAUUGUUCGAUGACCUCACACAAAAUUGAUGUUGGAGGUACCGCCCCGAUAAAACAAGCCGCACGGAGGCCACCCCUAGCCUCACGGGCAGAAGUCCUCAAAUUAGUGAGCGAUAUGCAAAAGAAUGGGGUAAUUGAGCCUUCUUCGAGUCCGUGGGCCUCCCCGAUCGUUUUGGUUUCCAAGAAAGAUGGAACUAAGCGAUUCUGCGUUGACUAUCGUAGGCUCAACGAUGUCACGAAGAAAGAUUCGUAACCGCUCCCCCACAUUGAGGAUCUUCUUGAUGCAGUUUCGGGCGCAAUCUGGUUUUCGACGAUUAAUCUCCAGAGCGGUUAUUGGCAGGUCGGAAUGGCCGACGAGGACAGGGAGAAAACAGCGUUCAACGCCGGAGUCGGGGGAUUCUGGCAGUUCAAAGUCAUGCCCUUUGGCUUAUGCAACGCUCCGGCUACUUUCGAAAGGGUUAUGGAGAAAACAUUGGAGGGCCUAACCCCGAAAAUCUGCCUCGUCUACUUGGACGAAAUCAUUAUCUUCUCGAGGACCUUCGAGGAGCAUCUGGAGAACCACAAAGCAGUUUUCCAGCGUCUGCGUCUCGCUGGACUCAAAAUGAGUCCGAAGAAAUGUCACCUGUUCCAGAAGGAGGUGAAUUUUCUUGGACACGUCGUGUCUGCGGAUGGCGUUAAGACGG